AUGUCGAGAAUUGCAAAGAAGUCACUAUUUGAGCGCAUAAAUUCAUAUCUUCAUGCAGAGGAGUGGUUUUUCUCACUUUCCGAAACUCUUGAAAUAGGAGAGUUUUACUCCUUACAGCUCGGAAAUUCGACUGCCUUUUCAUGCCAUGUUAUUUUUCUGGUUGCCCAGGCCAACUCCAGGGGGAUUAUUAAUUCAAAAAAUAAUGUUUUUGAUGAUAAAGUAUCUAGACAAAGAUGGCUUAGUUUGACAUCCUCCAUGACGCUUUACCUUUUGACAAUUUUUUCUAUCCUCAAUGUUGUAUACACAUUCACUCGUAAACGACACUAUCGAAUGUUCGAGCGCCCGAAAACAGUCGCCCAGCAACCUCAAUCCUUACGUCUUGUUCGGAUUGACUCUCAUCCAUCUAGGUCCCUCUUUUCCUUACAAAAUCUAAACAACUUCUUCAAGGGAACUAUCGACGAAUCUUCGACCUAUCUUGAUCCGAAGCGUGAUGUCUGGGAGAUAGCUGUUUGGGAUCCAUAUCCAAUUUGCCUUCGGAUAUCAUGUUUGAUGAGUCCUGGCCAUGUUCUAAUUUACUGGCUUUUCCUUCCCACUGAUACCUUAGACCCUCUUCCUAGUAUGACGGCUUUCAAGCUGUUUUUGCUUCAAAUUUUUAUAUCAUCACAGUUGCUCCUAUUUCAGGCAAAAUUUUCGCAACAAGUGAAAGAUAUUUCAAUUGUACAUGGGGAAGUUUUAAAUGAGUAUGACGUUAAAUUUGUCCGCCCUAAACUCAACCCUCACAUGCGAGAUUUCAGCACUCAAUCUUCUAGUACUGAUAUCGGAGUUUCAUCUAAAAUGUAUAAUACAGUAACUACCAAUACCCCUUCAUUUCGUGUAAAUCAGAACUCUCGGGUCUAUCAUGAUCAGAGUAUGGCACACCAGCUUGAAGCCAAAUCCCAGUAUACUCCAAAUCAUAAACAAGAACCAAUAUCAUCGGCAAAUACUCCAUCGGAUCAAAUGUCGUUUAUGGUAAACCCCUCACUCGGAUACUCCUCACGUUCAACACCAUGGCCUUUUCGACCGGGAAGGAACUUAAGGAGUGCCACUACCCCAGACCAGCAGUGCGCUGAAGAAAUUUACGAACAAUCCGAAACGCCGGCAAAAAGAACCGAAUCAAUUUUUAAUGCUCGCUCAAUCUCUCGCAGAACGACAAACAGCUUUUUCAACAAUUCUAGCUGGAGUAUUAAAGAUCAAGGACCUACGAAAGUCAUACCAACCGAGGAGGUCGGCAGCAAUUUAGCAAGCUUCAGAAAAAUUUGUCCUGAUCAGUGGCCUAAUAGAGGAGAAUUUUACAAGCGCGCUACACCGAAUGCUUCAAAUAUUAACCCUAAACGAGCCCCGAAAGUAUAUUAUGAGAGAAUGCCAUCUAUAUUUUAG
Molecule: messenger RNA, 1416 nt
Organism: Blumeria graminis f. sp. triticale
Lineage: Eukaryota; Fungi; Ascomycota; Leotiomycetes; Helotiales; Erysiphaceae
Source: the annotation of a GenBank genome assembly